This is a messenger RNA of Chaetomium strumarium, 1491 nucleotides long. RefSeq lists its product as uncharacterized. Lineage: Eukaryota; Fungi; Ascomycota; Sordariomycetes; Sordariales; Chaetomiaceae. The record is from RefSeq and is a predicted model, not a curated record. The coding region runs from base 259 to 1137 and encodes 292 amino acids. The transcript has a single exon.
AGCACAAGGGAAGCCGGGUGCAAGAACGCUGUCGAUUUCUUCUCGUUAUCGAUUGGCUUGCCUCCAGCUUGCACACGAUCGCGAGCAGAUCCGACACUCAGAGGGCGAGAUGUGGGCCCAGGCGAGCCGCACACCUAGCCGCCUAGGCAACAGCUCAGCGCCUCGGCCAAAAACGGCCCCUAAAUUCGCACCACCGCAGAAGGGAGGCGUGCUGUGCUUCCAGGAGACACCAAGGUCGACGCCAAAUGGCGGCCUACCAUGGUUGGUGAACAGGGAAACUACGGAGAAUGGCAAAACGUCAUGGCGCAGAUUGUCACCUAUAUGGCCUUCAACCAUUCGCGGUACGGAUUCAUCAUUACCGACACAGUCUUCGUCGCUCUGAGGAUCACCCGCUGCGAAGUCGGUCCUGGUCUAGCUGCUGGCCGUGCCCGGCGAGCCAUGGCGACAACACACCAAAGACGGCCUUCUGACGAGUCUAUGGCGUCGGCCGGCUCGUCCUACCUCGACGACGAACCACUGGAGUGGGAGUACCAGGAUCCGGAAUACGCCCUGGCGCCCUGGGAUGCGCAUGGACGAGGGAGGCUCACUAUCAGGCUUGCUCUGUGGUGUCUGGCGAUGAUGGCUGCGAACGGUGACAACCACAUCGACUACUGGUAUCCCGAUUUGGACUCCUGGCGGCUUGCAAAGGAAGGAUACUACGUCCACAACACGACGGGUGCGAAGAAAAGGCGGCUGGACCGAGGCGCCCUUCUUUCUAAGACCCCCAACCCCGAAACCCCUGGAGGGAACGGGCCAUGGGGUGCCGGCCAGCCACUGGUUGCUGCCUUGGAAGGCGAGAUUGGCAACAGCAGUCUGGGUUACUUGGACCUACCGGGCACAAGCACCGGCCAGGAUAUGCCGUACUUCAGCCAAGCUGCCAGCCCUUUCCCUGGGGGAGAGGAAGAAGCAGGGCGCGAAGAAGACGAGGAGCACUCUGAGUAUGGUGAGGAGAACUCGGAGGAGAAGGAGGGGGCGGAGGAGGAAGAAGACGAACACAGAGGAAAACGAAAACAGUGGGCGGUGGCACAAGGGGUUCCCCGGGGCGGAGGCAUCGAGACUACAGCGACGAUGACAAUCGGACCGUGGUUGGACCUGUAGUCCAACGCACGAAGGUCACGAUAAAGAAGCAUAGGUUUUCGUCGAAGCUCACCUUUGUAGACACCAAAGGAAAUGAGCGAGUCACGACAGAGAGGAGUGGAAAAGGUUUCUGGUGGAUAUCAGCCAUGGAGAGGAAGAAUGUUUACUUCACGAAGCACCUCCCUUAGGCGGGGCAGCUGCGUCGUGGUGUACUUUGUUGGAUUCCUCCUUUUUCCUUGCCCUAUGCCUAUAUCUACCACCCCAACCCCUCUAUUUCUCUUUCCUAGAUAUAUAGUUCAGCUAGCUUAGUGCGGCACUUGCUUAGUCUUGGGAUCCUAGUUGUCCAGAAGUGUUUAGUUUCUUAGCGCUCAAGGG